Molecule: messenger RNA, 1235 nt
Organism: Plodia interpunctella (Indianmeal moth)
Lineage: Eukaryota; Metazoa; Arthropoda; Insecta; Lepidoptera; Pyralidae
Exons: 5
Coding region: 295-741 (148 amino acids)
Source: RefSeq, a predicted model, not a curated record
CAAUACUACAUACAUAUAUUAUAGCUACAUACCAAGAAAUAAAUAGAGGAAUAAGCAAGAAAAUGUCUACGUACUGUACUUAAUAAUGAAAAUAUGCCUAAUCAUGCGCAAAUCGUCUAACACAGGAGUUAACCGCUUCUCAAAUUACAAAUUGUAAUAAAAUCAUCGUCAUCAUUCAUCACUAAUAUAACUCGUGAAGCAAACUCUAUUGUAUUAUCCGGUUUCCGCGACGUCUUGUGUGCUCAUAAUACACACCACUCAGCCUUGCUUUGCCUAACAAUCACUAUUAAUGACAUGGGAUCGGCCUACGACUUGCGGGCUGUAGAAAUCCGUGGCUGCGGAACAAGACUGCCGUGCCUGAUCACACUCGGGGAGAUGGUGCCUGUGGUCGCCCGGUUCCAGGCUGGAUUCACAUCAAGAAACCUGAAUCAAGAUGUUGUGAUAAGCAUCAACUAUGUCAAUAUGAGAACACAGGUCACUCCAGAAUCGUGCGUGCAGUGUGCUGUCUCUCCGAACGUGGAUAGCUCCAUGACCAGCCUGAUGAUGGUGCCCACCAUUAUGGCUCUGAACCAACGCGGCUACCUGCAAUGGCGCGUGUUUAACGAGCACAGCCAGCAGGUCCUGUGCUACUCCGUGCUGGUGCAGACCCAGAACCCGCUGCAGAAGCUGCUGCGGCGCUCCCUCAACUACACUGCUAGCUCCAUUGAUGAAAGCACAAAAGUACAGCUCAAUCAUCGCUGAUAAGAGGGAUGAGUUAUAAUUAUAUAAGCACAGGUGCUAAUGAUGGCCCACUUAUGUUUAAUGCCAUAUUAAAAGAAUAUUUGUACCAUUUAUAAAUGUAUUCCUUGCAUAACGCUCUUUAGUAUUGUACUAAUUUUAAAUUAGCGUAUUAGCAGCAUAGACAUCGCGGAAUAUGUGCGCUGUAUACAGUAGGUUUGGUCGGUGAUUUAACUUAUGGUUUAGAUUUAUUUUACUUAUAUAUACCUAUAUCGAAUGUCUAAAAAAUAUCAAGUUAUGUUAUCUAGUAACACUCCUUCUUUGGUGAUAAAACAAUACAUGUUAAUAUGGCCAUUGUACGAGAAACGGGAUCCUAGUACUGAGACUCCUCUGUCACCAGGCUAUAUCUCUUGAAGAGUCAUACCUAAUUAGACAAUUGAAUUUUUCACAAAUGAUGUAAUAAUUUCUAUUGCUGCUAUAAUACUAAGAAACUGAAUAAAAUAUAUUUUUAAUGGGGC